Puma concolor (puma) is the source of this 2034-nucleotide messenger RNA. Lineage: Eukaryota; Metazoa; Chordata; Mammalia; Carnivora; Felidae. The record is from RefSeq and is a predicted model, not a curated record.
AUGUACCCCAGAAUCCCUCUGCCCCCAAUGCUGCCGCCACUGCUGCUGCUGCUGCUGGCCCCAGUCCCCGGAGUGCAGUGCUGCCCGACAGGCUGCCAGUGCAACCAGCCGCAGACGGUCUUCUGUGCCGCCCGCCAGGGAACCACAGUGCCCCGGGACGUGCCCCCUGACACGGCAAGCCUUUACGUCUUCGAGAACGGCAUCACCACACUCGAUGCAGGCAGCUUUGCCAGCCUGCCAGGGCUGCAGCUCCUAGACCUGUCACAGAACCAGCUCGCCAGCCUGCCCGGCGGGGUCUUCCAACCACUCGCCAACCUCAGCAACCUGGACCUGACUGCCAACAGGCUGCGCGAGAUCACCAACGAGACCUUCCGCGGCCUGCGGCGCCUAGAGCGCCUCUACCUGGGCAAGAACCGCAUCCGCCACAUCCAGCCCGGAGCCUUUGACACACUAGACAGCCUCCUGGAGCUCAAGCUGCAGGACAACGAGCUGCGGGCCCUGCCCCCGUUGCACCUGCCGCGCCUGCUGCUGCUCGACCUCAGUCACAACAGCCUCCCGGCCCUGGAGCCUGGCACCUUGGACACUGCCAACGUGGAGGCACUGAGGCUGGCCGGCCUGGGACUGCGGCGGCUGGACGAGGGGCUCUUUGGCCGCUUACGCAACCUCCACGACCUGGAUGUGUCCGACAACCAGCUGGAGCGAGUCCCGCCGGCCAUCCGGGGCCUCCGGGGGCUGACGCGCCUGCGGCUGGCCGGUAACACCCGCAUUGCCCAGCUGCGGCCCGAGAGCCUGGCCGGCCUGGUGGCCCUGCAAGAGCUGGACCUGAGCAACCUGAGCCUGCAGGCGCUCCCACACGAGCUCUCUACCCUCUUCCCCCGCCUGCGGCUCCUGGCGGCCGCCCGCAACCCCUUCAACUGCGUGUGUCCCCUGAGCUGGUUUGGCCCUUGGGUGCGGGAGAGCCGCGUGGCACUGGCCAGCCCGGAGGAGACACGCUGCCACUUCCCACCCAAGAACGCUGGCCGGCUGCUCCUAGACCUUGAAUAUGCUGACUUUGGCUGCCCAGCCACCACCACCACGGCCACGGCACCCACCACAAAGCCCAUGGCUUGGGGGCCAACUCUCUCACCUUCCAGUCCAGCUCCCACCUGGCUCAGCCCCACGCAGCCUGCCACGGAGGCCCCCAGCCUGCCGCCUGCCGCCCCACCCACUCUGGGAGCUCCCCCGAGGCCCCAGGACUGCCCAGCGUCCAUCUGCCUCAACGGGGGCACCUGUCACCUGGGAGUGCACGGCCACCUGGAGUGCCUGUGCCCUGAGCUCUUCACGGGCCUCUACUGUGAGAGCCGGGUGAGGCAGGGGCCCCAGCCCAGCCCUGCCCCGGCCACACCGGAGCCGCCACAGCCCCUUCCCCUUGGCAUCGAGCCAGCGAGCCCCACCUCCCUGCGCGUGGGGCUGCAGCGCUACCUGCAGGGCAGCACCGCGCAGCUCAGGAGCCUCCGCCUCACUUACCGUAACCUGUCAGGCCCCGACAAGCGGCCGGUGACGCUGCGGCUGCCUGCUUCGCUUGCUGAGUACACAGUCACCCAGCUGCGGCCCAACGCCACCUACUCCAUCUGCGUCAGGCUUCUGGGGGCCGGGCGGGUGCCCGAGGGCGAAGAGGCCUGUGGGGAGGCCCGCACACCCCCAGCCGUCCGCUCCAACCAUGCCCCUGUCACCCAGGCCCGGGAGGGCAACCUGCCGCUCCUCAUUGCUCCCGCCCUGGCUGCAGUGCUCCUGGCCGCACUGGCUGCCGUGGGGGCAGCCUACUGUGUGCGGCGGGGACGGACGGCAGCGGCUGCCACUCACGGCAAAGGACAGGUGGGGCCAGGGACUGGGCCCCUGGAGCUGGAGGGGGUGAAGGCCCCCUUGGAGCCAGGCCCCAAGGCGACUGAGGGCGGUGGGGAAGCUCCACCCAGUGGGCCAGAGUGUGAGGUGCCGCUCAUGGGCUACCCGGGGGCCAGCCCCCAGGGGCCCCUCCCCACUAAGCCCUACAUCUAA